AUGGCUCAUCAAAUCGACCGGAUCUGCUGGGAUGUCUUGACAUCCAAUCUCGUUUUUCAAUCCCAUCCAUCUGCCGAUGUAGACGAGGCUACGAAUCUAUACUUCCGCUUCAGGCCCCAACAGGGCCAAGAGAUUGGCCAGUUCGCCGAGUCCCUGGCCCAUGCGAUCGCCAUCGAGACCGACCGCGAGCGGCGGACAUACCCGGAGAGGUAUGACCCACCCCGGCGAGACGAUCUCAUCUUGGCCGACGAGAUAGCCCAGAAGAUUCAGCCGCUGGCCUAUUCAUGGUGCCAGAACGACUGCUGGGACCUUGGCCGGAAGGUGACCAACUCGCCAGAACUGUGUCGACAUGUCGAGAGCGAAGGUUUCGCAUGCGGAUGCCCGCUGCCCUACAGGGAAAGACUGGGAUCCGCCUUCCUGCGUCCAUACCAAGAUAACGAUUGUUUUCAAUUCUUCCGGGUCAAUGGUGAUGCCUUUUUCAAUUUGCAGGUGGUCAACGCCCUUCUAGUAUUGGGUGAGAUGGAACCCGUUCUACGACUCUGCGCCCAUCCGGCGAUCGGGCUGCGGGAAUGGAUGGAAGUCCGGGAAUGUUACGAUACAGAACUAGAAGUCGGGUGGGAUCAGGUCUUCGAGGUCACGCUGGAUUUCUACCUCCUUUUGAACAUUCUACCCGGAUCGGAUGACUACCGCGAUACGAAAAUGUACCAACAAGCCCUCUUCCGAUGGACGCAAAUGCACUCGCAGGCCGAGGCUCCGAGCCAAUUUCAUCGCCGGUUUUUCGGGCUGGAAGACCAUUUUGAAGCGCCUCUCACCAUCGAGCGGCAAUUCCACCUGCCAGUCAUGGCCAAGCUUUUGGCCGAAGAACAGGCGAGGGAAUCCAUCAGGAUCCCGCUCGACGACAAGGACGAUCCCUGCGAGCCAUAUCUUCUUCUGAAUGAAGAUAACUUUCCAUUCGGAAAGGUUCCGUUCGAGGUGUUUUUGACCUGCGAUACAGAUGCUCCCUACCAUCCGAGUGCAUCGGAUAUUGCGCGGGUGGAAGCUUAUCUGCGACACAAAGGAUUGCCGCAGGAGUUGGUGCUGGAUAUCACAACAUGGACGGAAUACGAUCGACCACGAAACAGUCUCCCCGUGCCACAUGAUCCCCUUCACGUGGGAAAUCGGGCGGUGCUGGAAAAGUACCUGGAUGAGUGCUUCCGUAUUAUGGUUCGUUGUAAUAUGCUGGCGCAGGAACUGGGGAUGGAGAUACACUGGCCGUCCCGCGUGGUACAUGCCCUCGAUCGCCUCGUGUCGAGUCCCACCGGCCAGAGGCUCUUUGUGCGAAGUCAGUCUCAGAUCAUCUUGCAGGGUGGCGAUGGGGAGUUUCCUUGGAGUACACCCGAGUAAUGGGCCAGCUGCAUCUCUCUCAGUGCCCUAAUGGAACGUGGGUUGAGUCGUAUGGCGACUGCAAAACGACGCGGAAAGAACUGAAAAUG
This is a messenger RNA of Aspergillus aculeatus ATCC 16872, 1472 nucleotides long. RefSeq lists its product as uncharacterized. NCBI's taxonomy places the organism in Eukaryota, Fungi, Ascomycota, Eurotiomycetes, Eurotiales, Aspergillaceae. The transcript is spliced from 3 exons. The record is from RefSeq and is a predicted model, not a curated record. The coding region runs from base 1 to 1383 and encodes 460 amino acids.